AAGCGAAAAGAACAAGUUGAAACGAACGUGAGAAUUAUAAAUAAAAUUGCGAGAUUCAGACGCAACUGGGCGAGGAAAUUGCGAAAAAAAAUCUAAAGUGUGGAAAAGUGCGUGCCAGAUAAAGAAUGAGAAAAUCCUAAUUGACGAUGGUGCUGCUCCUGAUUCACCUGCGUCGCCUCAUUCUGCUGCUGAGCGUUGUCUAUCUGAGCGGCGCCGUGUUUCGCCGCCUGCUCACCGAACGGCACCAUGCCCAUGUGCUGCAGCCCAACGGACUGGGCGGCCUGAUGGCUGGCGGUGGCCGUUGGGCCAAAGAUCCGUUGCACUUUCAGUGGUGGGCCUACAUUUACACCUGCUAUGCGUACGUGGUGCUGGUCAACUAUGUGAGCAUGCGACGUUUGACCAAUCUAAUUGAGUUUUUCUUCACCUAAUAUAAGUUAAAUAUAUUAAAUUGUUAUGUUUA
Molecule: messenger RNA, 460 nt
Organism: Drosophila navojoa
Lineage: Eukaryota; Metazoa; Arthropoda; Insecta; Diptera; Drosophilidae
Source: RefSeq, a predicted model, not a curated record